UGUGUAAAUUUAGAUCUCUCUGAAAUGCAUAUCCCGGUUGGAUUACAAUUAAACAAAGAUAAUAACCUCAAUCUAAAAAAGGACAACAACAGAGUUCUUGGGGAAACUCGCACCUGGAAGGUUAACUCUCAGGUUGAAGUGGAGCCAUCGUAUCGCGCCCAUGCUCAGCUGCUAGCAAGACAAGAGUGCUCUGUCGUGGAGUUUGAGAUUCGAACCACUUUGUCAAUUCCUAAAGGUGCCUUCGAGGUUACCUUCAGAUUUGAGAGUAGAGAUAGACAAUGGGAGGUGGACAUUGAAAACAUUCUCGAGGUUUUCCGCCUUGAGGAAGUAGGCAGUGUUCUACAACCUGAAGAAAAGAUGUUUGUGGAGUUGAUUGAGGAGAAGUGGCUGGACAAAGAUGGCGUGGAGCACUCGACCUCCUACCCCCAGAUCAUCACCCGGGGCACCUGUGUCUGCAUUAACUGGACUGACCAGAAAGUGGACAUCAAGACCAGUCCAUUGUCAAUGGACGAGUCCACCUCUGAUGGAGACCACAGCAUCAACAAGAUGUCAAGGGACAGAAGUAUUGAAGACUCGGGCCUCAAUUCAUUUGUUGUCGUCAAUUAGUUAUACAUAGUUCAAUCAAUAUUUAAUCAUGUUUCUAAAUUUUAAAAUCAAAGUUUAAAAAAAAUGUGUUUACUUAAUUUCAGGCACAACCAAUUACUUUUAA
This is a messenger RNA of Physella acuta, 709 nucleotides long. RefSeq lists its product as uncharacterized. The record is from RefSeq and is a predicted model, not a curated record. NCBI's taxonomy places the organism in Eukaryota, Metazoa, Mollusca, Gastropoda, Physidae.